CUGAGCUUGGAUGGGGAGGUGGGAGGUGGAAUUGAUUUUGAAGUUGGUGGCUUACAAGGCAGUGUGUUGCAGUGUGCAUAUAAUGGUGUGUGAUGUGAAAGAGAGAGAGUGGUGCACUGGUAAAAUAGGGAGGGAGAGUAAAAGAGAGAGAGCGAGAGAGAGAGAUGUGGACGGCCAGAGCGGCUCUGAAGAAGGACUCAUCUUUCUUGGUUGUUUGCACCUGAACGCUGCUUCAACUGUUCCUGAGUGAGCGCUGCUUUUUGCAAAGGAUGGAUUCUUAUUUUGUGCUCCUGGAGAUCAACUGAAUUGUGACUUGAACACAAUGGAGAACAACACAACCAUCUUUCAGGAUGUCGCUCGGGUUGUCAAUCUGACAGAAAUGCCUCUGAACCCUCUUGAAGAGCAGGUCAUAACAAUAUUUCUAACAAUGCUCAUCUGUGUUGUUGGGAUUGCUGGGAAUAUCAUGGUGGUGUUGGUUGUGCUGCGCACUAAACACAUGGUGACCCCGACUAACUGUUACCUCGUCAGUCUGGCUGUCGCAGACCUCAUUGUGCUCCUGGCUGCUGGGCUGCCUAAUAUCUCUAAUGUUGUAGCUUUCUGGAUAUACGGAUACACGGGAUGCUUGUGCAUAACUUAUCUUCAGUAUCUCGGCAUCAACGUGUCGUCCUGCUCAAUCACGGCCUUCACCAUUGAACGAUACAUUGCUAUAUGUCACUCCAUAAAGGCACAAUUCAUAUGCACCGUUUCCCGAGCCAAGAGGAUCAUAGCUGGAGUCUGGGUCUUCACCUCGCUCUACUGUAUUAUGUGGUUCUUCUUAGUGGACACAGAUGAAACCGUCUAUACCAAUGGAGUGGUGGUCACUUGUGGCUACCGUGUCUCCAGAAGCCUCUACAUGCCAAUCUAUUUCCUGGACUUCACUUUGUUCUACGUGAUCCCUCUCACUGUGGCCACUGUGCUGUACGGGCUCAUUGCGAGGAUUUUGUUCAUGAGCCCUCUGCCCUCACAUCUGAACGACAGAGCCGGAGGAGGUUCAGUCCACCAGGGGCAGUCCAACAGCACCAACAAGGCCAACAAGGGUGCAGUCUCUGCAAGGAAACAGAUAACAAAGAUGCUGGCUGUGGUAGUUGUCCUCUUCGCCUUGCUCUGGAUGCCUUACCGAACCCUGGUGGUGGUCAACUCGUUUAUCGACCCGCCUUAUCACAACACCUGGUUCCUGCUCUUCUGCCGGAUGUGCAUCUACGCCAACAGUGCCAUCAACCCCAUCAUUUACAACCUCAUGUCGCAGAAGUUUCGCGUCGCAUUCAAAAAGCUCUGCAAGUGCAACUGGAAACAGAAGGAGAAGGCGACAGAGUACAAUGUGCCGAUGUAUUACAGCGUGAUGAAGGAUUCAUCCCAUGAGAGCAACGAGCUGGUCACAGAGCAGGAGGAAGUGGGCUGCCACACCAACAAGAGGUUCAACGAAACGGAUGAUGACGCAAGCACGUUCAGUAUUUCUUAAUAAAGGUUUUGAGUUUGUUGGGUUCAUUAGGACAGACUGUGUUUGUAUGAUAAUUCAUUUGUGAAUAUCCAUCCAUUGAUUUUCUUCUACUUAUCUGGGGUCGGAUCGCGGUGGCAGGUUUAGCAGGGUGAUCCAGACGUCCCUCAGCAACACAUUCCAGGUCCUCCUGGGUGAUCCUAGGCUAGAUGGGCUAUGUAGACCCUCCAGAAUGUUUUGGGUUUGCCCCAGGGUCUCCUCCCAGUUGGACUUGCCAGGAACACCUCCAAAGGAAGGUGCCCAGGAGGCAUCUUAAUCAGAUGCCCGAACCACCUCAGCUGGCUACUUCUGACGCAAGGGAGACCGGCUCGACUUAAAGCAAGCAGAUCCCCAGAUGGCCGAGCUCCUAACCUUAUCUCUAAGAGCCCGGCCAACCGGUGGAGGAAGCUCAUUUCAACCGCUUUUAUCCAUGAUCUCAUACUACCCAAAGCUCAUGACCAUAGACAAGGGUAGGGACAUAGUUGGACUAAAUUGAGGGAGCUUAGCUAGAAGGCAAAGCGCCCGUUGGGUACAACAUCCACAGUACUGCCACCAAACCAUCAGUCCAUCUCACGCUCCAGAUCCUGAGGUGUUGUUCACUUGUGAAAAUCUUUGUGUUAAAGAAAGUAUUUAUUGAUGAUGAGAUCUUUAGAUAUUUGUCUUGUUUGCUUGACCCAGGUUGUGUAUUUGUGGUGUGGUAUUGGUGGUACUUUUGCAUCAGUAUUGUAACUUCACACUGCUUAGUGGGUAUCAAAAUGUGCGUUACCUUUACACAAAAAGUGGUUCUCUGAAAUGUUUCUGGAAAUAUUGUAUCGCCUUUUUAGUGCACAUAAAGACAUUUAGUUCAUAUUUAAAACUUUACUUUGUGACAAAUAGAACCAACACUAGUUUGUGCAACAAUGAGCUAAUCAAAUUAUCCGCACAAUGGGUCUCUUUAUAACAAGUGCACUUGUGCUUUUUAAGUGUACUCCACCUUCAGAUGUACCACAUUGUUCACAGGGAUGAUGAACCCACAGCCCACUCAUUUACACAUUUAUCCCAUUUCAACAAGGCAGUACAGACAAUAACAACAAAGACAAUUUUAACAUGUUUCUGACUGUGAUUAUUCAUGCAUCACAUCACGUACCUGCAUCCACCAACCCUUUUUUGGUAUUUAAGAAAAGAACCAUGUUUCUUUAGAGGGCAGAUUACGUUAACCAUUAUAACAUGAUGGCGAACACUGAGGGCGAGAAGCGUCAAGCGUUCCACACUCAACUUUUUGACCUUAAUGACUGCACCGUCUGGGUUAUCACAGUACACUGCAUUUUCCCCAUGGCUGACAGUGUGAGUGCACUUAUAUACUCAAAAUAGCAAAGUGCAAGUAUGGAAGUACACGAACGGAGACACAGCAAUUUAAGCCCGACUGGUGGUCUAAUUAGCCAGAGUUAUUGAAAACACCUGUGUGGGUGUGCAGGACCUUUAGAUUUAAGUCUCAGUGGUAGCAGCAGGGUUUUCUUCAUAUACCAACUGCCUCCUCUUUUACUCUUUGGAUUUAUCACUAGAUUGAAGCUCAGUCAUUCAGUUCCAAUUCAAAACAUCAGCCAAGUCGGAGAAAGAACAUAAACAUGUGCAACAAGUGACAGCAAGACCAUUAUAGGAAAAAAAAAACUUGCCAACAAGUUUGCUGUUUCUGUCAUCUUACUUCAGUCAGCCACAUUACUGCAUGUCUACAUCUCAACAUAUCUCAUGUGUAAAUUUCUUUCACAAUCUGUUCAAUAUAUUUAUCUAUUCUGUAUAUUGUACAUGUUUGAGACAAAUGUUGAAUUUGUGUUCUUAACAUAUUUUGUA
Messenger RNA from Larimichthys crocea (large yellow croaker), 3340 nucleotides. RefSeq names its product thyrotropin-releasing hormone receptor. NCBI's taxonomy places the organism in Eukaryota, Metazoa, Chordata, Actinopteri, Sciaenidae. The record is from RefSeq and is a predicted model, not a curated record. Gene Ontology annotation, molecular function: thyrotropin-releasing hormone receptor activity. Gene Ontology annotation, biological process: phospholipase C-activating G protein-coupled receptor signaling pathway. Gene Ontology annotation, cellular component: membrane. The coding region runs from base 323 to 1498 and encodes 391 amino acids. The transcript has 3 exons.